Messenger RNA from Vitis vinifera (wine grape), 2153 nucleotides. RefSeq names its product putative pectinesterase/pectinesterase inhibitor 28. The coding region runs from base 199 to 1968 and encodes 589 amino acids. NCBI's taxonomy places the organism in Eukaryota, Viridiplantae, Streptophyta, Magnoliopsida, Vitales, Vitaceae. Gene Ontology annotation, biological process: cell wall modification. The record is from RefSeq and is a predicted model, not a curated record. Gene Ontology annotation, molecular function: pectinesterase activity; pectinesterase inhibitor activity. The transcript has 2 exons.
GGGUGGCAAACUAGCAAAGAAGAUAGAAGAGGUUUUGCUUUGCAGUUCUGCAGACCCUCUUCUGAUUGUAUUUGAGCUGUUGAGCAGCUCUUUUGCCUCAAAGGGGAAUUUCUGAAGAAUUAGAGAAUAAGAUCAGGGAGGUUUUUCUUGUUCUUUUUGCUCCCUUGGGGUGUUGAAAGAGUUGCUGGGUUAUUGAAUAUGGCUCAAAACUAUUACAAUAAUGAUAGAGGUAAGAAGAAGAAAUUGGCCAUUAUUGGCUUUUCAUCGAUAUUCCUGGUGGCCAUGGUGAUUGCCGUGAUUGCUAGUGUUAGCUCUAGCUCCAGUGAUUCCGGAAAUGCCCAAAAACAAGAGAUUUCUUCUUCAAUGAAAGCUAUCCAGGCCAUUUGCCAACCCACUGAUUAUAAGGACGCUUGUGUAAACAGCCUCACGUCCAAGGCAGGCAAUACAACUGACCCGAAAGACCUUGUUCAGGCAGCUUUUGCAUCUGCCAUGGAACACCUUUCUGCGGCUGCUAAGAACUCAACUCUCUUACAGGAGCUCAACAAGGACCCAAGAGCAUCACAGGCCCUCCAGAACUGUGAGGACCUGGUGAAUUACGCCAUUGAUGACCUCAAGAAAUCAUUUAACCAAGUGGGUGACUUUGAUUACAGCAAGAUGGAUAACAUAAUUGCUGAUAUAAAGAUUUGGCUCAGCGCUGUCAUCACAUACCAAGAGACUUGCUUGGAUGGCUUUGAAAACACAACAGGAGAUGCUGGAGAGAAAAUGAGGCAGAUCUUGAAGACCUCCAUGGAGCUGAGCAGCAAUGGCCUGGCCAUUGUCGGCGAAGUCUCCUCCAUCCUUUCCAACUUACAGCUCGCUAACCUCAACCGACGCCUCCUUUCUGAUGACCCUGCAGAUCCUGAUAAUCACAUAGAUGAUGAGUUCCCCUACUGGAGCCAUUCUGAAGGCCGAAAACUCCUUCAAGCUAACGUUUCCGAGCUCAAACCUAACCUGACUGUGGCCAAGGAUGGGAGCGGGGAUUUCAAGACUAUUAACGAAGCCAUUCGGCAGCUCCCCAAGUUCAGCAACCAAACCUUCAUAUUGUACAUCAAGAAAGGAAUUUACGAAGAACAAGUGCAGAUAAAUAAGACCUUCACCAAUCUAAUGAUGGUGGGCGAUGGCCCAACUAAGACCAAGAUCACCGGAAGCUUAAACUUCGUUGAUGGAACACCCACCUUCAAAACCGCCACUGUUGCUGUGCUCGGAGAUGGUUUCAUCGCUAAGGGUAUCGGUUUUGAGAAUUCUGCAGGCGCAGCAAAGCAUCAAGCUGUAGCGUUGCGGGUUCAAUCUGAUAGGUCAAUCUUCUACAACUGUCAAAUGGACGGCUACCAAGACACGCUCUACACGCACACCAAGCGCCAGUUCUACCGCGACUGCACCAUCUCAGGCACUAUCGAUUUCAUAUUCGGUGAUGCAGCUGUGAUAUUCCAAAACUGCACGUUCGUCGUAAGGAAGCCACUGGACAAUCAGCAAUGUAUAGUAACCGCACAGGGAAGGAAGGAGAGGCGCCAGCCAUCCGCCAUUAUCAUCCAGAACUCGACCUUCACUGCAGACCCUGAGUACUAUCCAUACAGAAAUGAACUCAAGUCAUACCUUGGGAGGCCAUGGAAGGAGUUCUCAAGGACUAUUAUCAUGGAAUCUUACAUAGAAGAUUUGAUUCAGCCUUCUGGGUGGUUGCCAUGGGCGGGGGAUUUCGCUUUGAGGACAUGCUUCUACACAGAGUUCAGAAAUAGAGGCCCUGGUGCAAAGACACACGACCGGGUGAAAUGGAGAGGAAUCAAGACGAUCAAACCUUCCCACGCUAUAGACUUUGCGCCGGGAAGAUUCCUAUCGGGUGAUCGAUGGAUUCCUUCUACAGGAGUGCCCUACAACUCCGGUUUAUUCACACUCCUUUCGAACGUGACUACUAAGUCUCAGGGUAGGAUUUGAUGAGAGCUUGUAACGUUCUCUUUUUCGUCUUCCUUCUGUGUGUGUGAACGACUACUAAGUUUGAAGAUAAACUCACCAUCCUCCAUUAUCAAAAGACAUAUAGAAAGAAACUAUAAAGAUCAUAUAUUGAAUAGAAAGCAUUGGAAUGUGAUCAUUUUCCUUUUGAGAUCCAUGUAGGUACAUAC